Molecule: messenger RNA, 786 nt
Organism: Populus trichocarpa (black cottonwood)
Lineage: Eukaryota; Viridiplantae; Streptophyta; Magnoliopsida; Malpighiales; Salicaceae
Product: probable calcium-binding protein CML27
Exons: 1
Coding region: 77-601 (174 amino acids)
Molecular function (GO): calcium ion binding
Source: RefSeq, a predicted model, not a curated record
CCUCCCCCCCUGCUAUCCUCUUUUCUCGUUCCAACGGAAACUGCUUGCCUCCCCCCUCUCUAAAUAUAUCCCGAAAAUGGCAACCCCAAUCUCGAACCCUAGCCCCGAAACCACCGCGCCGGCAUCUUCCACUACCAUCAACCUCGACGAUACGGCGGAGCUCAGGAAGGUCUUCAACCAAUUCGACACAAACGGUGACGGCAAGAUCUCAGCUUCGGAGCUCGGAGAAGUGCUGAAAUCCAUGGGCUCUACCUACACCAUGGAGGAGCUUCAUCGCGUGAUGGAAGAUGUGGACACCGACAAGGACGGGUACAUUGAUUUGGCCGAGUUUGCAAAGCUGUGUCGAUCCUCCUCCGCCGCUGCCGCCGCCUCUGAGCUGAGGGAUGCGUUUGAUCUGUACGAUCAGAACGGUGACGGGAUGAUCUCGGCGGCGGAGCUCCACCAGGUGCUGAACCGGUUGGGGAUGAAGUGUAAGGUGGACGAGUGCUUUCAGAUGAUUAAGAAUGUCGAUUCGGAUGGUGAUGGGUGUGUUAACUUUGAAGAGUUUCAGAAGAUGAUGGCUGCUAACAUCAAUAAUGGCUCCGCUGUCGUGGCUCCCUAGAUCUAUUUCGGACGGUGCCGAUUGAUUUGAUCAAUGGAUAAUGUUUCGUUUAGUGAAAAAUCUGGGGCCAUGACGCUGCUAACUGGGUAAAUGAAAAUGUGAUUGUGAUUUUUUUCUUUUUCUUUUUAAUUUUAGUACUUUCUAAAAUGAAGAAUGAAAUCAAUGAAAUGACCGUUUCAUGUCAA